Messenger RNA from Symbiodinium sp. CCMP2456, 2806 nucleotides. The record is from the annotation of a GenBank genome assembly. NCBI's taxonomy places the organism in Eukaryota, Dinophyceae, Suessiales, Symbiodiniaceae.
GAAGCGCGACUUGCAGAAGGCCACGGCUCGUUUUCUGAACACGCUCUUCUGGAGGCUUCCGCAAGACACAAUCGAGCUCACCACGAAACCUCGCGGACAGAGUUCUGAAGAGUACUGGAUGCUUCCCCGACUUCUCGAUGCUCUCGGACAUCCAGACGACGAGGCUGUCGAGGACCUCCUGCAAGUGCUGUCGCCCCUCGCAUCGUCCGUGCAAGCCGUGAAGAAGGAGGACUUGGAGGAAGAGUUCGCUCAUCUCGUGUUCGCCCCGCAGAACACCCUGCAGCGAGAAAGAGAAACUCCAGCACAACGGCUUCUCCGCGAGGCUGCUGGGAUGAUCAGCGAUGGCGAGCGUGUGAGCGUGUUGGUCUACCUGCUGCGUCUACUCCGCCCCCGAUUUCUGCGUCGUGCCCUAGAUUGGAAAGCCUCAGUUCGAGAUUUCGUGUUGGAUCUCAUCCUGAACGACCGCGUCUUAACAGAACUCACCACUGCGAUGGGAAUCGCUGACGAGUUCUGGGUAGUUGUGGUUCAAGUUCUCGAGUCGGGCGGCCUUCCCGGACAGCGCUGGGUCGCACAAACCCUUCGAUGGCUCGUCAGGGCAGCCGAGCAGGAAGCUCCUCAAGCAGAGGAAGGUGGAGAACAGGUGGGUGACCUGCGGCUGGUCCGCAGCGCUUGCUCCCCGAAGGUCCUCGUGCCACUGGCAAAGUACUCAGCACUGGGACAAGUAGGUCAUGCACCUCUCACAGGGUGCACUCGCCAGUGCUUCCAGCACGGCGAAGCGAAUGCUUGCCGCGCCAGGGCCCGAGGGCGUUGGAACAGGUGCCUGACUCGCUGCUGUCAUUGCUGCGUCAUUUGCCCACCACGGAGCAGAACUCGCUGCUCUCAGACUCCCUGCGACGGCUCCUGGAGUUGCUCGGACUUGGAUUCGGCGAAGCUGCUCCGAACGAAAGGGCAGCCGGAUGCAGCCGAUUCAGUGGCAACCUUCGCAUCAAGAAUGAUCCUGACCUAUCUGUCGACUGGACUCGUCACCGAAUUGGUGAAGCGCUUUCCUUUGGACACAACCCUCGACAAGACCUUGGACGAUGGGACGAAGAUCUUCCAUGCCUUGCCCUUCGAGGUCCUAUGCGAGAGCAAAAAGGCCAUGAACACUGACAUCUUGCUCACCCCGACAGGUCCGGAUGAAGCAAUGUCAGUGGAGCCGUCGGCUCAGUGUGCCAGGCUGUUUCCCGACGUCGGCUUGCACCUGCCCUCCACCCGCGUAUCGAUUGAGUACCACUCUGACAUCGAACGGUGUGGCGUGUCAUACUGCUUGGUGCUGGCUGGCGGGCGGAUUGAUUGGUUGACUGACUGGUUCAGUGACAAACCGAACGACCGAGGAGAUGUGGUCAAAGUCGCCUUCAAGCCCGGGUUUGCCAAGAUCUCGCAAGGCAGAGUGUUUUGUGGCUUCGAUCGUGCAACCAGCAAGGGUGACGGCAAAGAGGAGUUCGUGCUGAAGGUGCUUCCAGUGUUCGUUUUCCGCAGCAUUCCUCGCAACUCUGUGAACGACCUUCUCGUGAACGGCCACUUUGAGGCAGUGAUCCAAGCUUGCAGCUGGUGCUAUGCCGUCCUGGCCAAGGAGUUGGAAUCCAACGAGGACAAGACACCCCUGGACGGAUUGAAUCCUGAGCGUGUGCCGGUCUUUCCAUUCUUGCGUCUGGCACUGGACAUCAUCCAUCGCCUGGAAGCUGCACGUCCUGGAGAUGCGGAGCUUGUGUUGCUGGAGGAGCAGGUCAGAGUGGCUGGGGAGACGAUGCUGCUGCUGUCCAGAGUACCAGCUUUUCGGGAAGCCAUGCUUGGGGGCUCGGACUGGGAGCACGUCCCUGUCUUUCUUGACAUCAUGAAGCGCAGACGCCGUGAAGAGCGGGUACUGGCACAGCUUCUGGGAGUCACGGAUGAUAAGAUGGAAGUCCGAAACAAGAAGCUGGCCUUUCGGCCUGAAAUUGCAGCAGCGGCGACGGGGAAAGCUUCGAGGAUGGAGAUUCAAACAGUGGAGCAGGUGCUAGAGGAGGUUGUGCCAUCACCGUUCACAGCUCUGUCUGCGGGGCAUGUCUGCAAGAUUCGUGCUGCUAAUGACUUUUCGGAGUUCUACAAGUGCCCAGCUGUCCUCUACCAUGUUGCCGAGAUGUAUGCCUUGCUCCUCUCAGAAGGCUGGCAGCCCACGUUUCAGGAGACGCAGUGCCGGCCACAUGAGUUCAUGGAGGCACUUCGUCUCAAGAGACCCCCAACAAGUGCGAUCCCUGGCUUUAAAGACGUUCCGAUGGCUCCACGCGUGCUUCGCGGCCUCGUCGUGCUGGCUGUUGCGUUCGGCUUCCUGGCUGGUCCUUCCUUCGUCUCUGGCCCUCGGCAGCCAAGUAUUCGCGUUCUUCGCCGCGCAGGAGACCCGGCGGCAGAGGAAGUCGAAGAGCGCCACUUGCCACUUCCGGAGGCAACCCACUUUGUGGAAGAAGAGGCUGCAGGUUGCAUCGAAGAAGGCUGCACUGUGGAAGACAUCGUGAGGAUCCAGCACAAGCUUGAAACCGAUGAAGGAAGACUCAGGGAAGCCAUCGAGAUGCUCCAGGUUGCCCGCGACUCUUUUUCGGUGGAUUCUUCACCAGGCAUCGGUCUUCUCCGGAUGUCGCUGAGCAGAAUCCACAGCCUGAACAAUAAGCUCCAAGGCCUGAUCACUUCGCAGGGCGAGCAGAUCGCCAAGGAGUUUGGGGCCUACCUCGCCUUCGGCCACGGAGACACUGGCGGCUUCUUGAGCCUGAACAGGUCACCCCAAGUGGCUUAA